Molecule: messenger RNA, 5587 nt
Organism: Mobula hypostoma (lesser devil ray)
Lineage: Eukaryota; Metazoa; Chordata; Chondrichthyes; Myliobatiformes; Myliobatidae
Product: dnaJ homolog subfamily C member 5
Exons: 5
Coding region: 169-756 (195 amino acids)
Biological process (GO): regulation of synaptic vesicle cycle
Cellular component (GO): intracellular membrane-bounded organelle; presynapse; membrane
Source: RefSeq, a predicted model, not a curated record
GCGCACGUGUGUGUGUUAGGGGAGGGGCGAGGGGAGGAAAGAGGAAGUGAAGGCGACGCCGUGCGAAAGGUGAAGUGCUGACGGGCGUCUUCCUGAUGUGUUUCAUGUCGUGAGCGGUUGACAAAGACCAGUUAGCCAGAAAAGAGGACAUAGGAAAGUUUGUGCAAAAUGGGUGACCAAAGGCAACGUUCACUAUCCACCUCAGGAGAAUCACUGUACGUUGUUCUGGGGCUUGACAAAAAUGCUUCACCAGAGGACAUUAAGAAGUCAUAUAGAAAACUUGCAUUAAAGUACCACCCUGACAAGAAUCCAGAUAAUCCUGAGGCUUCAGAGAAAUUUAAAGAGAUAAACAAUGCGCAUGCAAUUCUGACUGAUGCCACAAAGCGGAAUAUUUAUGAUAAGUACGGAUCGUUGGGUCUCUACGUGGCAGAGCAGUUUGGCGAGGAGAAUGUAAAUACAUACUUUGUCUUGUCCAGCUGGUGGGCAAAGGCAUUGUUUGUCUUCUGUGGAGUGAUUACUGGUUGUUACUUCUGCUGCUGCCUCUGCUGUUGCUGUAAUUGCUGCUGUGGGAAGUGUAAACCAAAGCCUCCUGAAGGAGAAGAACAAGAAUAUUAUGUGUCUCCAGAGGAUCUGGAGGCACAGCUACAGUCAGACAUGGAGAAAGAGGGAGAUGGAACAAUUGUGGUGCAGCCAACAACAGCCACAGAAACAACUCAGCUCACCAGUGACAGUCACCCCAGCUAUCACACUGAAUGAUUUAAUUUAACCAAGUUUGCUCUUGUAAUUAAAAAAAUAUAUUUACAGUUCAUUUCAGCACUGGGAUAGUUAAAGCUAUAGAUAGAACUUUCACAAGAUUUUCUGCCAAGGUGAGAGCCGCCACCAACAUUGAGAAGGCCACCUUCCCUUAUCUUGCCUUUUGCCACUGUAAAUUAACUUAAGUACUGUAGUGAACAGUAUUUAAAACCAUUUGACACUUUUAUUUUAAUUACAUAAUAUAAUGUGUGAAUGGAAUGAUGUCAUGUAACUGUAUGAAAAUAGAAGCAGUGCACAUAAACUACCACGUAAAUAUGACUAGAAAUUCAGUGCUUGUCACGCUGACCUGUAGUUUUAUUGGCUUUUGUAGAAUGUUGCCAAUAAUGAGUUUGUUUAUAGUGCUUUUUUAUAUAGGGAGCAGGUAAAUAUGGUCAGCUUUGUCUUUGUCAUUUAUGACAUGUUUUGUGCUUGAGGUCAAAGGAAUUUUGUUGUGCGAUCAUAUGGUGUACACAACUUGAGUCAAUGCAUUAUCUACCCAAAUGAAAGGGGUUUUUGGUUGUUCUGAAAAUCAGACGCAGCUCAGUUACUGUCCAUUGUAUAAUUCAAUGUGGUAUUUUGAGAUGGUGUCCAACUGCCAGUUUUUGACAUACAUCUAACAUUCAUUUGGGGGGAAAACACCCUCUAGUGUGGAGUUCUUCAUAGCUGUGCUACAGCAGUCUUGCAGAAAUAUCAACAUUUAAAUUUAAAUGUUACAAUAAAAUAUUAAAUAUGGUGUUUCAAGUGAUCAGUGGACCAGUGUAACCAUUGUAAGAGGGGCUGAUAUAGAAUGGUUGUUUAAUUGUUUACACUUUGGUCAUUUUCAUUUUUAGAAAAAAUCUUUCUAAAUCUGUAUGUUCAGAUCAUGUUUCAUAGCAAAUACUGAUUCAGUGAUGGCUCUUAUCAGGAGCGCAAUCACUUCUGUAGCCUGUUAUAACAUAAGGUAGCAAAUUGCCAAAUGGUAACUACACUAUUCUAUAUUAACUAUUCUUCGCUCUCAAAAUGAGAAUUUUUUCCAAAAUGUUUUAACUACUUCUGUUUGAUCCUGUACAGUAUGGAGAUAGCACCCCAUUUUCUGCCUUCUGCAAAAGUCCUAUGUUUGUCAUUUUUAAAAUGUAACCAAAUUAUAGUGACACGGUCAAAGAAAACUGGCCAGAAUGCAGUACUAGAAGAAAAUGUAUAGGUAAUUUUGACUAAAGAGCACAUAAUUUUAAGUUGUGCUAAAAAUUGUCUUUAUGGUGCUAGGCUUAUUGUCAUGGCAGUCUUGAGAGAACUGGGAGUACUGAUUAGCUGAAAUGCAACAUUAUAUCAUGAUUGAAUUGCCAUCAAACUGUGAUAAUGAAAAGGUUCUAAUAUAAACUGGCAGUUUCAAAAUGGACCAAUUUUUAUUUUUUAAAGAAAUGCAUUAAUAGUUCCUUCCCCUUCGUGCUUUUUUUUGAAAUUUAUUUGCAUGUUUGUUUCUUUGUACAAUGCUCAGUCCUUGGAGUUGAAACACUAACCUUGUUAGAAUUAUAAUAAUUGGUUGUAUUUGAGCAUCUUGUAUUGAGGGAAGAUUAUAGAGAGUUGUCUAAAUGUUUUAUAAAGUCAUGACGUUGCUAUGUUAACCUGGUCAAUUUUAGUUCAGUCUUGUUGGACUGCAUGGUUCCUUACUGUUCCCAUCAAAUCGCCUGCUAACAUGUAUGUUGUUAUCAUAAGCCUUAAUGUCCUUUUGAAAGAACAAAUUGCAAUUGAAUAUUCCUCAAUCAAUGUAUUUUGAGGGUUUCCCAGUGUGACCAAAUCCCAAUCUAUCCGCAAUGGUGUAAUAUUCUCUGAUUGUUGGAUUUUUGGCAAGCGGGGUAGGAACGGCUAAGGUCACUAAUAGAUUUUCAGUCAGUAUAAAGUGAUGUGAAUAGAAUGAUAGCAACUAUUUGAUAGCAAGAGGACAAAUGCAGCUCAAAUAUCUAAGGUGAUGCAAAUUUACUGUCAAUUUUUGAAGGAUUUGCAUGCUUUUACUGAAAAACAACUUGGAUAAUCCAUUGUUAUCACACUGGAUAGAUGCUUGAUUUAUGUAGAAUAUUAAAUAGACAAUCAUGGUUUGUGCUACAAUUGGCACAUUGGAUGAUGUGCUGGUUAAGUGUCAUUGGGUUACUGAAGUUCAUUUGUUACAAGUCCAAGUUUUAUAUUUUGAAGGAUUCAUUAUUUUUUACAUCUGCAUUUGUAUCAUAAGAACUAUAUUUGGGUGUCAUUUUACAGCAAGAAAGCAACCAAAAUAUUACUGUUUUCCUUUAAUGUAUCCUUAAAUCUAAAAUCAUUCCUAUGGUUGGGAAAAAGUAUAAUUGUAUUUGACUCCUAGCCUCUUAUCAUGAAUUGAACCUGACUUAACAUCCAGUUUAUUUAAUUGGAUAUAGUAAUACCAAAAAAAUUCAGGAGUAGUCUUGAUAUUUAGUCUUUCAACAUAACUGCAAAUUUUUUUGGAUUACUGAAACUGUUCUGCAUGAUUGUGCUGAUUUUAAAAUUUCUAUGGCUGACAUCUGGAUGAAUACCAUAUUGAAUUUUAAUUGAGGAAAUCAAAGGUAGUUUAGAGAAAUUGUAUCAUGAAUUUUAUAAUGCUGAUUGGCCUAGUCAAAUUGCUUGAUUUUCUGAAGUGAUACUCACAGUAAAAGAGCAUUUGUGGGCAUCACACAUUGGAAUUUAAAAAUGGAUAUUGCCUAAUUCAAGGAACACUUAACUGUAAUUAAUACUCGAGACCAGUAGAGGAUUCACUUAACCUAGCUCAUUCUGGCUUGUGGAUAAGGAUCUAAAGCUUUCCUUAUUUGAUUAUUCUACUAAAUAUAUUACUUCCUUUCCUUUCCCCUUUCACUUCAUUAGUUCUCACUUCAAAUUUAUCUGCCAUAAACAAUUGGCUGCAAACUCCAAAGAUCUUUGGCUCCGCUGACUCCAAGAUAAAACAUGGUUUCUUUUUUCUUUGUUUCAGCAAUGUUGAGGUAUUUGGGGCACGACAACUGACUAAACAUAUUUUGCAAACCACUUCAGUUUCAAAUGCCAGUGAACCAUCAAAGCUGAAUUGUGAAUGCAUUUUCUCCAAAAUGCCCCCUCUCAACCUUUACAUACAUUCCUUGAUGUUCUGAUCUUUAUCAUAUUAAACUGGUAUGGAAAUGUGGAAAUUUGUUAUUGUUAACUUUAUUAAAUAAUUUAAACAUAGAAUCACAUUUCUACCAUAGCUUGGGUCAUGUAAUUUGUGUCUAGUAAGUUUGUCUGGUUAAUAAUGCCUGUUCCAAUAAUGUUCAAAUGUAAUGUUAAUGUAAACAAUGUUUUGUUCUGUGAAUCAGGAUAACCACACAAUAUAGGAGUAAUUUAAAUUUUAUUGAAUAGUACCUCUUGCAAGUUAUGUUCCAUUUAUAUGGUUAGUUUUGAGAGAAGUUUACAUUAAGUAUUAUAGUUUAGUUUGCAAUACAGGUUUUAAGUAACUUCCUGGUGCACUGAAGCAGUGCAGUACUUCUAGUACUGUACAGUUAAGUACAAGAUCCAUAGAAUAUUGCAAUACCUUUAAAGCAUUCCCAGUCAACUAAAUUGUAUGUGGUGAUGAGUGUCUGAAUAAAGAGGAUAGGUGUCAUCUAUAGUUUUAGAUUUUCUGGCAAUUCUGUUUCAGGUAAUUGUAACUUAGUGGUAUUUGUAAAACACAGUGGCUCAAGGUAUUCAAAUCCACAGGAUGUUUAAAAAAAACAACUUGAUUUCUCCAAAGGUCAACCAGUCAUGUAAUUUGCAUGCUAUUAAAAUAAUUGUUAAUUUGGUAUAUUUAUGUUAAGUUGUCCAUUAUAAAAAUGCCGUAUUUAGUUUUGAUUUAAUAUCAUUUCAAUGUAACGACUGCUACUGAUUCUGCAGCGCUAAUGCUAAAAUUAGAAUCUGGACGUCCCAUUUGAAAACUAAAUUAAUCUGUUAACAGUACAAGAUAAAUGGCCUACUUGAUGAUACAUUUGCAUUAUAUUGACUAAUUGAGGAAAAGCCGAACUAGAUGAAGCUAUUACUUCCAUUCCAUUAAAUUAUAAUACUUUGUUACCCUGCUGCACUUACGAACUUCCUGAAGCCUUUCAAUCUCCAAGUCAGUUUGUGAAAUGUUGUCUGUAAGUUUGACAUACCAGGCUUUAAAUUUGCUUGUCUAAAUACAAUAGAGAUACCUUAACAUAAUUUUCAAUUGUAAUGCAAUGGUGAAUUUGCAACUACAGAAAUGCUUCUCAUCAAUCAGUAAAUUUUUGUUGUGCCAGUCAUCAAAUGAGUUUGUACAAUGAUUUAGAAACUACUAAAAUUGAAUAAUAUUGCAAUUGAUUUAAUGUACACUGCUUUCGCAUGUUUCAGGAGUAACACUAAACAGACCGAAUAACAAAUUAUUUAAAAGAUUGUUGGAUUUGGCUGCAGAUAAAAUAUUGCAAAGCCAGAAUGCAAUGUGCGAACUGUCUUCAAAAUUUGAUAGAUCCUUCAAAAUUCAGAUUAUUGGUAUAAAAAUAGAAACAAACAUUGUUAUGCAACCUUUUUGGUAUUCUUAAAAGGACCAUAGUUGAAAUUGUAUGUAAGUAGAUGUGGUUAUGUUAACUACAGGACUUGAAGCCCAUGGACUCCUGUACAUAAAAUAAACUGUAAUGUUUUUAGCAUGGUUAUUUAUGUACUGUAUUGCUGAAAAUCAUUGGUAAUUUAUUGAUUUGCAGUUGUAAAAUAAAUGUUUCCAAUGCUUAAAUCACUGUAGCUUUUGUCAUUUCCUGUAUGAACCAGUUCUAGUUCUAAAAUAGUUUAGUUAAUAGAGGCAAAAUUCAAUUUAAAAUUUGGC